GGAUCUGAGGAAGCUUUUUAAUGGUUACAGAAAUGGAUGGAGCUAAGCGGAACAGAAGUAACUGCGCUAAGCAGGAGCCAGGGGCGCAACAGAAGAUGAUAAAAAAUGGGAACAACAAGCGUGACCUUAUCCCAGAAAGAGUGACUCUUAAAAAAGAAAUUGGACUGCUAAGCGCCUGUGCCAUCAUUAUAGGUAACAUCAUAGGUUCUGGAAUCUUCAUCUCCCCGAAGGGGGUUCUAGAACAUUCCGGUUCAGUUGGCCUGGCACUGAUCGUGUGGAUGCUGGGAGGAGGGAUAUCUGCCCUGGGCUCCCUCUGCUAUGCUGAACUGGGAGUCACCAUUCCCAAAUCAGGUGGAGACUACUCCUAUGUGACAGAAAUAUUUGGAGGCCUGGUGGGUUUUCUCUUGCUAUGGAGUGCAGUGGUCAUCAUGUACCCAACGACCCUGGCGGUCAUUGCCCUCACCUUCUCCAGCUAUGUCCUGCAACCCAUCUUCCCCAACUGCCUCCCCCCGUACAUGGCCACCCGCAUGCUGUCAACUACCUGUAUUUUGCUCCUGACCUGGGUGAAUUGCUCCAGUGUACGCUGGGCCACCAGGAUCCAAGAUGUCUUCACUGUGGGUAAACUGCUUGCACUGGGACUUAUCAUUGUGGUGGGACUGGUGCAGAUCUGUCAAGGGCACUACGAGGGGCUGAUGCCACAGGUUGCCUUCGAGUUCUCCAGGUCGCCCUCCGUUGGGCAGAUUGCCCUGGCCUUCCUGCAGGCCUCCUUUGCCUUCAGCGGCUGGAACUUCCUCAACUACGUGACUGAGGAAGUGGUCAACCCACGACGGAAUCUACCUCGUGCCAUUUACAUCUCCAUUCCAUUGGUGACCUUUGUGUACACCCUCACCAACAUCGCGUACUUCUCCUCCAUGUCACCCGAGGAGCUGCUGUCAUCCAACGCUGUGGCUGUUACCUUUGGGGAGAAGCUGCUGGGGAUGUUCUCCUCUGUCAUGCCCAUCUCCGUGGCUCUGUCUACUUUUGGGGGGAUAAACGGAUAUCUCUUCACCUCCUCCAGAUUGUGUUUCUCUGGAGCCAGAGAGGGUCACCUCCCCAGCUUGUUGGCAAUGAUCCACUUUAAGAACUGUACCCCAAUCCCAGCUCUCCUAGUCUGCUGCACUGCCACCAUUGUGAUCCUGUGUAUCGGAGAGACACACAACCUGAUCAACUAUGUGUCUUUCAUCAACUACCUCUCCUAUGGAGUCACCAUUGCGGGCCUGCUCUACUACCGCUGGAAAAAGCCCAAGCUGAAUCGGCCCAUCAAGGUAAACCUGAUGGUUCCGAUUUCCUACCUGCUUUUUUGGGCCUUCCUGCUGGGUUUCAGCCUCUACUCAGAGCCUGUGGUGUGUGGUGUGGGCCUGGUCAUCAUGCUCACCGGUGUGCCUGUUUACUUCCUGGGGGUGCACUGGAAGGACAAGCCAAAGUGUAUCUAUGAUUUCAUUGAGUGUGCCACUUAUGUUGGACAGAAGCUGUGUUACGUGGUAUUCCCCCAGAUCGACCCGACUGAAGAAGGGCUGAACAUGGAAUGGAUUGACAAAUCUGAGUCUUGA
Molecule: messenger RNA, 1589 nt
Organism: Megalops cyprinoides (Indo-Pacific tarpon)
Lineage: Eukaryota; Metazoa; Chordata; Actinopteri; Elopiformes; Megalopidae
Gene: slc7a10a
Product: solute carrier family 7 member 10a
Exons: 11
Coding region: 21-1589 (522 amino acids)
Biological process (GO): amino acid transmembrane transport; D-serine transmembrane transport; D-alanine transmembrane transport
Cellular component (GO): membrane
Molecular function (GO): L-amino acid transmembrane transporter activity; neutral L-amino acid transmembrane transporter activity
Source: RefSeq, a predicted model, not a curated record